Cynoglossus semilaevis (tongue sole) is the source of this 4966-nucleotide messenger RNA. RefSeq names its product nicalin-1. NCBI's taxonomy places the organism in Eukaryota, Metazoa, Chordata, Actinopteri, Pleuronectiformes, Cynoglossidae. The record is from RefSeq and is a predicted model, not a curated record. Gene Ontology annotation, cellular component: membrane. Gene Ontology annotation, biological process: regulation of signal transduction. The coding region runs from base 808 to 2472 and encodes 554 amino acids. The transcript is spliced from 19 exons.
AGGGACCAUGGGAAUAUUUUGCUUGUUCAACACACCAAACACAGCCAAAGAAGGAUUCAAACAGCAAACCUUCAAUUAUAGGUGUGAUUCCUCUCAUCACUGGACUGCCCAACUAAAUGUUUAACUUAACUGUCUAAAAAAACAUGUUCUGCUGGGGUUUUAGUUAGGUGCGAGAAAAGCAGUGUUUUCCAGACUAUAAGUCACUCCGGAGUAUAAGUCGCACCAGUGACCUUUCAUGGCUGUUAGUGUAAAAAAACAGAAUCGAGAUUUGGUUGAAUUUCUCUAUAAAGACCCCUCUGAUUGUUGCUGCCACCCACGUACAACAAGAAAUGAUAAGAAGCCACUGAUGUGAGUAAAGUGAAUGAGUUUAAGAGUGCAGCCAAAAAGUGGAUGGAGAGGACAGAUCCGUGUAAAGAUGGGGGGUGGGGUCACUGUGAUUAGCUUAAGUUGAUCCGUUGGGAGCAGAUGGUAAAUGGUGGCUUACCUACAUGUGUUGAUCCGGAGCUGCAGUAGUUUGAGUCCAGGCUGCAUGGACAACGGAGAAAGACGGUUCCCGUUAGACUGGACGACAAAGGGGGACAGUCGACGGACUUCCUGACACCAAGAAUCCUGCAAGUAGAUACAGUUUGACUCCGUGGUCACAGCGUUAAAUUAUCUGUAACUGACUUAGUUCAGUGUUCAGGUCAUGUCCAGGGAUUUAGCUGCUGAAAUCACUGAUCAUUUGGUGUUUUUUAGUUAGUUUAGCUGGUUUAAAAUCUGACAUUGACUUUUUUUUCCCCAGAUGAAACUACAACAGAACACGACAACAUGUUGCUAAAAUAUGUGUGUGUGGCUGUGUUACCACUGCUGCUGCUGCUCUGUGUCCAGUGUCUGGAUGGCUCGGCUCUGCCCGCUAUGUCUUCGUAUGAGUUCACUGCUUACAGGAUGCAACAGUACAACUUGGGACAAAAAAAACAUGGUUGCCUUGGAGCCAUUGUUGUGGCCGAGGCGAGAUCAGCUGAAGAACCAGUGCUGAGCCGCCGCUGUGUUGUCAUGAAAGUGUCAGACUUCACCACAGCAAAAUAUCUGGAGGCACAAAAACAAAAUGCAGCAGCCAUACUUGUCCUGGUGCCCAGGAAUAUGUCCAGCGUCCCCCAGGAUACUGUGCAGUCCUUCAUGGUGAGUGAGCGGAACAGUCUUCUGAAGGAGACCCUCAUGCCUGUGUAUGCAGCACUCGAGGAUGAACAGCUGCUUUAUAUGUAUGAGGAGGUCAGGCAGGCUGCAGCCUCCCGUACCUCAUCCAUAAUAAUAAGAGUUCUACGAAGUAUGAUCACAGCCACAGCCUUUCAGAUCUUCGUGAGCAACAACUCCCCCAUCACGGGCACCACUGACACCACUUUAGUCACACUGGAGGGGGUUCUCCCAGGAGCUGGAGACGAUGUUCCCACCAUCGUCAUCACUGCCCACUAUGAUUCAUAUGGACUGGCCCCGUGGUUGUCCUACGGAGCGGACUCUAAUGGCAGCGGUGUCACCAUCCUGCUGGAGUUGAUCCGUCUCUUCCAGAAGCUUUACAGUAGUCAGAGCACAAGACCCAAAUACACUUUAAUGUUCUCUCUGACUGGAGGUGGAAAAUACAAUUUUCUUGGCACAAAGAGAUGGAUUGAAGAAAACCUAGACCACGCAGAGUCCAGCCUGCUUCAUGACAACGUGGCGUUUGUUCUGUGUUUGGACACACUGGCCAACGCAGACGUGUUGUACAUGCACGUGUCCCGGCCUCCCAGACCUGACUCUCCCAUACACUCAUUCAUACAUCUGUUGGAGGAGGUAGUGUCUCACAGGUUUCCCUCGGUGAAGGUGGGUUUGGUGCAUAAGAAGAUCAACCUUGUGGAAUCGUCAGUAGCCUGGGAGCAUGAGCGCUACAGUCUACGCAGGAUUCCUGGUUUGACUCUGUCUCACCUGGAAGACCCGAAAUCUGAGCUCAGGGGAUCCAUACUAGACACAGUAUCGCAAGUUGAUUUCAGGAAAAUAAAACGCAAUGGUAUCGUCAUUGCAGAGACACUGGCACGGUUCAUGUACAAUCUCUCUGAUAAAGGUACGCCUAAAGAAGUGCAACUGUUUAAGGGCCAAUUGGAAUUUCAGGACAGUCGUAUCUCCAGCCUGAUGUCCUUCCUGACCUCAGUGCCCCGGGCCACACAGCUGUUGGACAAGGAGCCCGCACAGGCCCUGCUGGUCAGCUCAUUGGAGCAGGAAUUUAAACGCUACCUGAAGCAAGUUCGCAGACAAAACUUCCGACAGGACAGACGGGACCCUGAUGUUACAUUUUUUGAUCAAAUGAAACAACCAAUAGUAAUGUACAGAGUGAAACCGGCUGCCUUUGAUCUCUUCCUUGGCGGCUGCAUUGCUGGAUAUUUAGGAAUUGUUUACUAUGUCAUCCAGAAUCUAGGGUAUGUCUACACCAAGCUAAAGGCUGCUGUGAAAACCAAGCGUCACUGAAUCCUUUGGGACUGCAAAGACUCAGAGUAUGACAACGGCACGUAAUGCUGCACAGCACACCCUGGACUUCUGCUUAAAUUCAAGUCUGCAUUGUGAACGCUAUGCUACACAUCUCCUCCCAGACUGAUCACAUGCACCGCAUAUAAAUCUCCUUCUGGCUUUGUAAUGCGGAUUGUUAAACUGAAUUUUCUCUUUUCGGGGGAAAAGAGUCCUUUUGGUAAAGAAUAACACUUUUGUUAACAAUAAAUACAAAUGAAAGAUACAUUUUUGUGCCUCAACUUUACUGUUGAAAGUAGAGAACAGAAAGCCCAGAUUUGAGCUCCGCCGAAAAGACAUUACUGCCGAAUAGUUGUUUAGAUUUAGAUUUAGCCUUAGAUUUGAGGAGACUUUACAUGGCUGUCAACACAGCCGAGACACUGAUGGACAUCUAAGUCCCGUCACAGAUAACUUGGCAAAAGCAGUGGACUCACAAAGGCCCCCCUUCAGCACUCUGUGAAUUAUUGAUGCUCAUGAGACAUGCUGACUGUGAAUAGGGGUGACCCCAGUGGACAGUCGGAGAAACAUCAAAAUCCUUCUCUUUCUUAUGUUUUCCUCCAUUUCUACAAAAACAAACCUGCUCCAGCCACAGGUGCAUUAAACAGCCAGAAGCCGAGGUUUGGAUCUGUUGUAGUUACUUUACUAAGGGCCCUGGGAGGGAACUAGGUCAUGCACAAUGACCCCAGGUAUGUAUGUCUCUGCAGGGGGCCUGGGGCUUAAAGGGAUUAGCGGCUCAGGUAGCACAGAGAGUUGCAUUGGUUCAGCAAGGAUGCUUUCAAACCCUUUUCCGCUUCAAAGAUCUCGUAGGACAUAAGCUACAGUACAGGGUAAAUGGUUAGACCUGGAUGAACAAAUGUUUGUAAGAUGAGUUAGAACCAUGCAAGAUUUACACACACUAAUGCACGAAAAAUGGAGAAAAAAAGAACGUGAUGCGUUAAACAAACCAGCAAAAUAGGUUGAAAACACAACCGGGUGAAAAUGUUUAAGCACAAGGCCUCCUGGUUUUUGCAGUUUUCUGAGUCCUGCAGAAAACUGUUAAAGGAAUAACACGUGAGAUUAACGUGAAGGAGAAAGGGAGGAGCCAACAGGAGUGAGAGAGAGGAGAGGCUUUGCUUUUGAUGUUCAGAGAGACUCAGGGCAAGCUUUGGAAAGCAGGUAAGACCCCUCAGUGAACAUGGUUCCUCAGGUCUACAUGACCAUGUACAAACAGCAGUUCGCCUCGCCUCACGGAGCGAAGAGGGCACAACUUCGACCCACCUCCGCUCACCGUAGGAACAACCCCCAGCCUCGACCGGAUUUUCUGUUACCGCGGAGCCCUCAGCUCAGCUACAUGUCAACACGCACACAGUCUCACCUUCUGCCUCCUGCAGACACCGGCCGUCCCAUCUUCCCACCUGUCACAUAUUUGUCAUUUCACACUCCAGUUACAACUGGCCCUGACCCCUGUGCAAAAACUGCACAGUCAGGAAAAACACAUCAUAUACCUCAUGUCAACUCAGCUCCCUCUGCUGAUAGACUGAAGACACUGCAGCUCAAAGGCAGUGACGUUCAGCCACUCAAAUCUUUGAAGCAACAACAAAGACGAAUGGAUUAUCUGAAGAAUGUGCAUCCACUCUCAGCACACUUACCCAGGCAAUUUGCAAUUGGUCAACUUCAGACAAGACCUCAAACUAGCAAUCUGACAGCAGAUCAACGCAAGUUUCCAAAGAGCCAAUAUUUAAGGCCUCACUCUAACAGCUCUCUGGAUUAUGGUGGGUGCUACAGCUGCUUCCAUGUGGUAAAGCCUCACCAGCCUGGACACUACAUCAUACACCCUGAGUUUGUGUCUGAGUGCCUGCCUCACUGCUAGAGCAUGGUCGUGCAAAGCACAGACUUGGGGGCUGCAGAGGUCCUUGGUGGUGGUAUUGCUGGGGGUGGAGCGAGGGGGGAUUGCUGCCAACAAAAAGAGGGAUCAUUAACUUCACUAUUGUUUAAUUCCCUGCUAAUUAACCCUGUGAGACAAGGUGUAAGGAUGAAUAAUGUAACUGUAUGCUGCACUCUCACCGCUAUUAUCACUGUGUGGAGACUUUUGCAGUUAAGUACUUAAUCAGCAGCAGCAAAGGUCUUGGCAUGAGGGGCUUGAAUGAGCUGCAUAUCCCUAAUGUGUAUCUGUGUAUAUUAUAAAAAUUUCAUUCUACUAUUAGGGAGAUGACUUUUUUCAUUUGCAUCUGUAUUGAAUGUUUCACAUGUUAAAAUAAAGAGCUAGCAAACAAUGACAUUUUACAUAGAGCAGUUUUUGACACACAUGAUUGGGGACCAACAGUGGCGAAUCAUUACUUGGCAGUGGAUUCUGGGCCAGAAAAAUUACAAGAAAAUUUUAAUUAUAAAACCAUCCAAAAUAUGUACUCAUUUAAAAGUAGGAGUUGGUCCCAGAACGCAUCGGGGUAUACAUACAUUAAUAGGAUAGAGCAUAUGGUCU